Fusarium sp. VM40 is the source of this 1029-nucleotide messenger RNA. Lineage: Eukaryota; Fungi; Ascomycota; Sordariomycetes; Hypocreales; Nectriaceae. The record is from the annotation of a GenBank genome assembly.
AUGUCGCUUUCGACUUUUCUCCGACGAGCUCUUCUCUAUGUGCCCGGGUCUUCUCAGAAAAUGCUCACCAAGUCUAGCAACUUGGUUGUGGAUUCAGUGAUUUAUGACCUCGAAGAUUCAGUGACACCUGAUUCAAAAGACCUGGCGAGGCGUCUUGUCGCGGAUCACUUAGCUACGAAAAGAUUGGGGCGAGGACCUAAGGAGGUAGCGGUGCGCAUCAAUGCAGUGGACACUGGGCUUGCACAACAAGACAUCAGUCAGGUUGUCCUAGGUGGGGGAAAUACUUUGGAUACAAUUGUUGUGCCCAAGGUCCAGUCUCCAGAAGAUUUGCAUUUUGUUGCAGAUGUCAUUCGGCAUGUCUCUCCACAGAGAAGACUUUUCGAACCCACAGGGACGAAUUCUGCUCAGCAGACGGCAAAUACGACUGUUCCAAAGCCCAUACAUAUUAUCGCUUUAAUCGAGUCCGCCAUGGGCCUUGCCAAUGUCUUAGAAAUAUGCCGUGCUGGCCGAUCUCUCGGCUUAGCGGGACUAGGAUUUGCCGCCGAAGAUUUCAUGGCAAGUGUCGGGCUUUCCAAGCUGCCAGAUCGGAGAGAAGUCCUGCUAGCACGAUCUACGAUUGUUAAUGCCUGCCGGGCAUAUAACCUUCCUUCGAUCAUCGACAUGGUAUCUGUUGAUGUGAGCCAAAACACCAACGGCACAUCACUGGCCGAGGAGUGCAACGAAGGCCGAUGUCUUGGAUUUACUGGAAAACAAGCUAUCCAUCCCUCCCAGGUCGACACCAUACAGCGCGCGUUUGGGCCAUCCGACGACGAGAUAAAAUGGGCAGUGGAGGUCUAUGUUGGGGAUAUUGAAUCCCAGAAAAAGGGACUGGGUUCUUGGAAGCUGAACGGUCGUAUGGUUGAUGCACCAGUGGUCAAGACAGCAAUGGCUAUCCUGCAUAGAGCACGGAGGUGUGGCGUACAAGUUGACACAGAUAUUGCAAGUUCCAGGCUGGAGGCUUCAGAAGGGAGGUCAAAGAGCUUACUUUAA